CCGUUAAUUUUUGGUGGCGGGCCAUGAGAUUUUUCCAAAAUAAAAUGGUAAUGGUUGGGAACCUCUGCUUUAAAAAUACGCCUCAUUACACAAGGAGUGGCAGUUGCGCACGACUGAUUUUGAAUGAGCAGCAUGUAGCCCACCCUGCUGACCAAUAGACUGUACUGCUCUAAAUUUAGGCCCCUUUUCACCGAUGAGCGACAUAGCAAUGACAACACACUGACACCCACAGACCCAGCCACCCACUCAUUCAGUUGUUCUGUGAGGUUGAGCCACAGACCCCCCCCUGACCUUUCCCCUGGUCCCCGUGGAGUGAGCGUGCCCGCUUGGCUGACACUGUCCAGCUUUUUUUCUGCAGUUCCAGAGAAUUCCCCCACACCAGCAGGGUUCUUCAGGGCAGGGGCAGCCAUGUCGCUUUUCUCCACCAUGACGACCGGGGAGAGGAAAGCUCAGGCUGCAGCAGUCUGCAGGGAGAUUCAAGCACUGGAAGACGUGGAGGUGGACCUUGGCAAGAAAGUGAGCGUUCCCCAGGACAUCAUGGUAGAGGAGCUGGCCCUGGCAUCCAAUCGGGGCUCGCAGCUCUUCAAGAGACGGCAGAAACGCUCUGAAAAGUACACCUUUGAAAAUGUCCAAGAUGACAUCAACUCGCAUCUCAACAGAAAGACGGACUCGCGAGCUGAUAACGUCAAUUCCACUGAAGAGCGCAACUCUGCUGAGGAAGAAUCGGGUGCGGACCGGCCCUGCGCACCAGAAACCGUAACAGUGCCAGAUCCGCACAGCAUCGCCCCUGGCUACGAGGGUCCCCUGAAAGACAUCCCACCGGAGAAGUUCAACAGAACGGCUAUCCCCAAGUCCUACCACUCGCCCUGGCACCUAGCCCUUGUCAGGGAACCAGCCCUGGUUGACACACUCGUCUCCUGCCUGUCCCAACUGGAACCAUCAGCGGACCUGCCAGGCUACAAAAGCUUCAAUAGAGUGGCCAUCCCGUUCGGCGGCUUCGCCGAGGCGCCCGCGCUCGCGGCCGACCAGAACUUGAAGGCGGAGCUCGCCCUGCCCGACUUCCCCGAGCUCAGAGGUCGCCCCUGCUUCAACAGGGCCGCUCGGGGGUGGCAUGAUAGGGGUGCUUCGGUCCCCCUACACGCCGUGAUCCCGCAGGCCGCGCUCGCCCCCGAGUCAGAUGACCUUUGACGCGGUUCGAAACACACGCUAAAUUUCAAUGAUGAUUUCAUUUUUCACAUCUUCUCUCUUGAAUCAACUUUUCAAAAAGCCCCUUUCUGAAGAAUUUUGAGUGACAAAAUAUGGAUGGCUAAAAAAAUGUUUCCUCGGUUUUGAUGUUUAAUUGAUUCAACACAAUGUCUUGGCCCUGUAUUGCUAGACAAGAAGAUUUUGAAGAUUGACCCCUUACAAGAAAUGUCUGGUUUAGUGAUAUGUGAAGCGACUUACUUGAGGAGAAUUCCAAGUCAAGGAAAAUGUACUGCUCCAAUCAGAGUGAGAUAAAACACCCUGUUAGUUAGUCACAAAUAAGCUUACAUAGAUAUUAAAUGUAUAAUACUAUGAUGAGAUGUUUUUGCUCAAUAAAAUUGCGUGGAAAACAUGA
This is a messenger RNA of Hippocampus comes (tiger tail seahorse), 1597 nucleotides long. RefSeq names its product myozenin 2a (gene myoz2a). The transcript is spliced from 6 exons. Gene Ontology annotation, molecular function: FATZ binding; actin binding; telethonin binding. The coding region runs from base 409 to 1188 and encodes 259 amino acids. NCBI's taxonomy places the organism in Eukaryota, Metazoa, Chordata, Actinopteri, Syngnathiformes, Syngnathidae. The record is from RefSeq and is a predicted model, not a curated record. Gene Ontology annotation, cellular component: Z disc; actin cytoskeleton.